GUGAAUGUUAGCGUCUGUCGUUCGUCAUGACGGUCGUAUGAAGGGAUUUCAAACAGGGAAUCAAUGACAAUUGCGAUUUAAAUAGGUGUAAAUAUGGCUCAUCGUUCCCAGUGCUCCUCUUCCGGGGACAACCCCCUGGACCCCAACUACCUGGCCCCUCACUACCGUGAGGAAUACCGAAUGGCUAUCGACGCCCUGGUUGACACUGACUUGGAUGGCUACUAUGGGUUUCUUCAGGAAGUAGAUGUGGUUGAUUUCUUAUCCCGUUCAGAGAUUGAGUAUAUCAGAUGCCUGGUGCAAGCUCCACACCAGACCGCACAACUAGAGAGGAGAUGCAUGGCUGAAGAUGUAGAUGGCUCUUCUGACACUUACUGGCCGGUACAUUCAGACCAUGAUGCUCCGAACCUGGACUUGGGCUGGCCACAGCAAUACAGAUCUGUUGGACCAACUGAGGUCACUACAUUGGUGAACCCGCCUGACCCCGAGAUGCCCAGUAUCAAAGAGCAAGUCCGCAGGAUGAUCAAGACUGCACAGCAAGUUAUCGCUGUGGUGAUGGAUAUGUUUACAGAUGUUGACAUCUUUGCUGAUAUCCUUGGUGCAGCAACACGUGGUGUGGCUGUUUAUGUUCUUCUUGAUGAACUGAAUGCUCAACAUUUUGUUUCUAUGGUGAACAACUGUAGGGUGAAUCUGGAUGAGAUAAAAUUCAUGCGGGUAAGAACUGUGUCUGGAAUUACCUAUUCCUGCCGCACAGGAAAGACAUUUAAAGGUCAGAUGAUGGAUCGCUUUAUACUAGUAGACUGCAGAGCUGUUUUAAGUGGUAACUAUAGCUUCAUGUGGUCUUUUGAGAAGAUACAUCGCUGUCUUGCUCAUCUGUUUCUGGGACAGCUUGUGACCACCUUUGAUGAAGAGUUUCGGAUUCUGUAUGCCCAUUCAGAGCCACUGGUUGUUGAAAAUGUUUUGGCAAAUAUGCCACACUAUGCUGGGGAACCUGAAGGCUUCUACAACACAGAAAAGACCCACAUGUUUAACAGACAAUAUCCAACUAUGGGCAUGGAAUGGGCCGAACGUACUGGAGAAGACCAUAUGAAAGUGGGUCAAAAAAUGUUACCCUUUAGGACUGAAUCCAUCCACAGUGCAGCAGAAGCAAAUCCUUCUGUUCAGAGGCACAUGGACCUGCAUGCUGAUCAACCAUAUAGAGGGGACCAUCAAUCUAUAGAGCAUGGAAGGCAAAAGAGAGGACCAACUGAAAUGGUUGGCUUCAAAAGGAAUAGCUACGGAAAUAUACCUGAUUAUGAAUACUUGCCUCCUCAAAACAUUCCAAUAAUGAGAGGAAAACAGUACAUGGAGGGAGCUGUGCUCCAGGGCAGUACAUUUGCAAGGGAACCACUUAUUUACCAGGGAGCUGAAUUUCAAUCUGGUUAUGACAUGUAUGGGAAGCUUAGAGGCCAAGGCCACCACAUUGAUCAGUUUACAGGGUCUGGCUACCCUCAUGAGGGAGAUGAGGCUGAACCAACUGGAGCUUAUGACCAUGUUCAAAGAUACCUGCAGUCUCAAUCUGCUAUGGAGGAAGGACAUGGUCCAAGAAAUGUAUUGUCACCUGUGCAGUCCAAUAUUAAGAGACAUAACAUGGGUCAAUCUUAUACCUGUCAGAGCUCACCAAAACAACCAAACCUGCCAGAACAGAAACGUUUCUUUAAUGUAAACCACAAACCACAGGAUAUGAGUCAAAAGCAAGGCAUGCGGGACUGGAGGAUCAGCUCAUACCUUAGUGCAUUUGAUGAUGCAGGAGAACUGGAUUUAGCUGAACUUGAAGGAUCCAGCACAUGUGGUGAUGUUCCAUGUUUUACACAGGAAGCUCCUUGUGGUCCUGUGCGUCCAGAAAUUAGACCAGGAAACAGAGAGUUUAACAGGAUACCUUCACCUAGGGAAAAUCCCUUGUUUGUCCAGAUUCAGAAUAAUUAUAUUGUGCCUGACAGUUCAGUUAAUCAUCCAACAGACUUAUCACAAAUAAAUAUCAAAACAACACCAACAUCAACUUCAGAGUCUUCUUGCACCACUGAGGGUGACAAAGUGGAGGAGACGCAGAAUAGAGAACCUAAAGAGACAAACCGGAUUAGUGAAGACUUCAAGAAGAAACCCAGCCGACCUUUCCAAAGGAGUUCCAGACUGAGACACUCACUGAUAUUCGGUUCAAAUUUGGAGUUGCAUACGUCAGAUGAGAUGAAAGAUACUGUGGGAGAAAAAGAUGGGGAUGAAGCUUCAAAACAUUCUCGUGUGUCACACAUCUUGGACAAAAGGAGGACUGGUUCUCCAUUUCAACCAUUUCAGUGGAGCGAUUUUGUAAAGUCAAAGACAUUUGAUAACUCUGACAUAGAGUCUGCACAACCUGAGGAUGAACUGAACAAAUUGGGUGAAAAUUCUGAUUUAGAUAAGGUUGAAAACUCCCAAAAUCUCUGUCCUCUGCAAGAAAAAGACCAACUUCAAACAGCAGUUCCUGAAAGAAAAAGCCAAAGGGAUGAAUGCCCAUCUAAUCUAUUGCAAAAGUCAUCUUCUUUCAUCGAUAUGAAUGACCCUGACUGUAGACUGAGGUAUUUCAAAGAGUUGGCGGCCAAACGCAAACUUGCAGCAGCAAAGGUUUCUCAGAGCAAUCCAGUGAAAGCCACCCAAAAAUUUGCUCUAUCAGAAAAACCUUCCACUAAUGACGCAGAUAAAAAUGCUGGACCUUUUUUCAAGACCCCAGAAACUACACUCAAGUCAAAAAAUACCACUGUCCCAGCACCAGAGAUCAAAGACACCUGUAAAGACACCAAAUUUGAGGAAUCAAGUAAAGACAUCCUGCAUAGAGCUACUGAUGCUGAAAAAAUUAGAUUUAAGAAAAAACUUGCUGAAGAAUCUGGCUCAACUUUAAAAAAAAAUAAAAAAGACACUGACCCAACUCUUAAACCUGUUGAAGAGGUAAGAACAGUAUCUAUUGCUAAAAACCAGACAUCCCCCAUUUUAAAAAUUUUUGCUCAAAAGCCUUCCUGUGUUUUGUCUGGUAAGUCCUCCGAUCCUGGCAUAAGUUCAUCCUCAGAACCUUGCUCAAAAAACUCCCUUUCUACAGCCAGUGCUACAUUGGAGGUGCAAAAUCAAGUAGAAUCUGUUGCAUUCAAUACUCCCUCAACAGAAUCUGGCCUCAUCCAAUUUCCCUGUCCAAAAGAAACAGACCACUCCCAUGCUGUUCUGACAGGGAGUUGUCUGCCUGUAAAGUUACCACAGACAAAGUGUAUGUCACCAUUAAGCACCACUAUUGCACAGAGCUCACCCAAUGUUUCUAGCAGAGAUAAUCUAUCUCUAGAUUUUAAUUCAAAACCAAACCUUGCAAUUGUAGAUACUAGUGUACCCUCAAAACCUGACCACAUAUAUGCAGUUCCCUUCCCAGUGAGGGAAAGUGGGCCUUCCCAAAAACCUACUUCAAUGGAUGGAGACUCUUCUCAACACCUUCCCACAUCAGAGACAGGCUUUUUUCAGCACCUUACUGCAUUGAGAGAGGAAUCUUCUCAGCAUCCCACUGCUACAGAAAGUGAAACUUCACAAAACGUCCCCAUUAAAACAGUAGCAUAUGCUUUCCAACAGCCAUUUGCAACAGAAAGCGAAUCAUCACAUCAUUCCACUGCAAAUGAAACAGCCCCCUCCCAACAGCCUACUGAAACAGGGGAAGACUCUCAACUCCCUGCUAAAAAUGGGACAGACUUUACCCAAGACUCCAAUGUAGCAGAAAGUGAAAUCUCCAAACAACUCCCUGUAAUGGGGACAGACCCAGCAAGAAAUGAACCUUCCCAACAGUACAUUGCCACAUGUUCAGACUCUUCCAAACACUCCCCUGCAACGAGGGCAAAAUCUUCCCAAAACCCCUCUGCAGCAGAAAUUGACUUUUCUCAGCAGUCCACUACAUCAGUGGUAGACUCUUCUCGACACCACACUCCAAAAGAAAGUGACGUUUACUCCAAACCCACUGCAACAGGUGCAGAACCUUUCAAACAGACUACUCCAUCAGCCACAGACCCUUCCCAGCAGUCCACUGAUACAGUCACAGACUCUCCUGAACCACCUUCUGUAAUAGAGACAGGUUCUUUUCAAAAGGCCAUUGCAAUGAAGACAGACACUUCUCAGCAGUCCACAGCAUCAGUUGUAGAUGCCAUCCAACAGCCAACUUCUUCAGGGGCACACACUCUCCAGAACCACACUGCAAAAGAAUGUGAACUUUCCCCAGAACCUUUCAGACAACCACCUGCAUUGGGAGCAAGCUCCACUCAACAGCCUACUACAACAGUCACACACUCUUCUCAACAACUCACUGCAAUAGAGACUGAUUCUUCUCAAAAGCCCAUUGCAAUGGAGACAAACACUUCUCGGCAGUCCACAGCAUCAGUGGUAGAUGCCAUCCAACAGCCAACUUCAUCAGGGGCAGACACUCCCCAAAACCACACUGCAAUAGAAUUUGAACUUUCCCCAGAACCUUUCAGACAACCAUCUGAAUUGGGAGCAGGCUUUUAUCAACAUCCUACUGCAACAGAGACAGACUCUUCCCAGCAGCCCACUGCAACAGUCACAGACUCUUCCCAGCAGCCCACUGCAACAAUCACAGACUCUUCCCAGCAUCCCACUGCAACAGUCACAAACUCUUCCCAGCAGCCCACUACAACAGUCACAGACUCUUCCCAGCAGCCCACUGCAACAGUCACAGACUCUUCCCAGCAGCCCACUGCAACAAUCACAUACUCUUCCCAGCAUCCCACUGCAACAGUCACAGACUCUUUCCAGCAGCCCACUGCAACAAUCACAGACUCUUCCCAGCAGCCCACUGCAACAAUCACAGACUCUUCCCAGCAGCCCACUGCAACAGUCACAGACUCUUCCCAGCAGCCCACUGCAACAAUCACAGACUCUUCCCAGCAUCCCACUGCAACAGUCACAAACUCUUCCCAGCAGCCCACUACAACAGUCACAGACUCCUCCCAGCAGCCCACUGCAACAGUCACAGACUCUUCCCAGCAGCCCACUGCAACAAUCACAGACUCUUCCCAGCAUCCCACUGCAACAGUCACAGACUCUUCCCAGCAGCCCACUGCAACAAUCACAGACUCUUCCCAGCAUCCCACUGCAACAGUCACAGACUCUUCCCAGCAGCCCACUGCAACAAUCACAGACUCUUCCCAGCAUCCCACUGCAACAGUCACUGACUCUUCCCAGCAGCCCACUGCAACAGUGACAGACCCUUCCCAUUAUCCCACUGCAACAGUCACAAACUCUUACCAGCAGCCCACUGCAACAAUCACAGACUCUUCCCAGCAGCCCACUGCAACAGAGUCAGAUUCUUACAAGCAGCCCACUGCAACAGUCACAGACCAUUCCCAGCAGCCAACUACAACAGUCACAGACCAUUCCCAGCAGCCCACUACAACAGUCACAGACUCUUCCCAACAGCCCACUGCAACAGAGUCAGACUCUUCUCAUCAACCCACUGCAAAUAUCACAGACUCUUCCCAGCAUCCCACUGCAACAGUCACAAACUCUCCCCAGCAGCCCACUACAACAGUCACAGACUCUUCUCAGCAUCCCACUGCAACAGUCACAAACUCUUCCCAGCAGCCCACUGCAACAGUCACAGACCCUUCCCAGCAUCCCACUGCAACAGUCACAAACUCUUCCCAGCAUCCUACUACAACAGUCACAGACUCUUCCCAGCAGCCAACUACAACAGUCACAAACUCUUCCCAGCAGCCCACUACAACAGUCACAGACUCUUCUCAGCAUCCCACUGCAACAGUCACAAACUCUUCCCAGCAGCCCACUGCAACAGUCACAGACCCUUCCCAGCAUCCCACUGCAACAGUCACAAACUCUUCCCAGCAUCCUACUACAACAGUCACAGACUCUUCCCAGCAGCCAACUACAACAGUCACAAACUCUUCCCAGCAGCCCACUACAACAGUCACAGACUCUUCCCAGCAACCCACUGCAACAGUCACAGACCCUUCCCAGCAACCCACUGCAACAGUCACAGACCCUUCCCAGCAUCCCACUGCAACAGUCACAAACUCUUCCCAGCAGCCCACUACAACAGUCACAGACUCUUCCCAGCAGCCCACUGCAACAGUCACAGACCCUUCCCAGCAGCCCACUUUAACAGUCACAGACUCUUCCCAGCAUCCCACUGCAACAGAGACAGACCCUUCCCAGCAGCCCACUGCAACAGUCACAGACUCUUCCCAGGAUCCCACUGCAACAGAGACAGACCCUUCCGGGCAGCCCACUGCAACAGAGACAGACUCUUCCCAGCAGCCCACUGCAACAAUCACAGACUCUUGCCAGCAGCCAACAGCAACAGAGACAGACCCUUCCCAGCAGCUCACUGCAACAAUCACAGACUCUUCCCAGCAGCCCACUGCAACAGAGACAGACCCUUCCCAGCAGCCCACUGCAACAAUCACAGACUCUUCCCAGCAGCCCACUGCAACAAUCACAGACUCUUGCCAGCAGCCAACAGCAACAAUCACAGACUCUUCCCAGCAGCCCACUGCAACAAUCACAGACUCUUCCCAGCAGCCCACUGCAACAAUCACAGACUCUUGCCAGCAGCCAACAGCAACAAUCACAGACUCUUGCCAGCAGCCCACUGCAACAAUCACAGACUCUUCCCAGCAGCCCACUGCAACAAUCACAGACUCUUCCCAGCAGCCCACUGCAACAAUCACAGACUCUUGCCAGCAGCCAACAGCAACAAUCACAGACUCUUCCCAGGUGCCCACUGCAACAGAGACAGACUCUUCUCAGCAGCCCACUGCAACAAUUACAGACUCUUCCCAGCAGCCCACUGGAACAAUCACAGACUCUUCCCAGCAGCCCACUGCAACAGAGACAGACUCUUCUCAGCAGCCCACUGCAACAAUUACAGACUCUUCCCAGCAGCCCACUGCAACAAUCACAGACUCUUCCCAGCAGCCCACUGCAACAAUCACAGACUCUUCCCAGCAGCCCACUGCAACAAUCACAGACUCUUCCCAGCAGCCCACUGCAACAAUCACAGACUCUUCUCAGCAGCCCACUGCAACAAUCACAGACUCUUCUCAGCAUCCCACUGCAACAGUCACAAACUCUUCCCAGCAGCCCACUGCAACAGUCACAGACCCUUCCCAGCAUCCCACUGCAACAGUCACAAACUCUUCCCAGCAUCCUACUACAACAGUCACAGACUCUUCCCAGCAGCCAACUACAACAGUCACAAACUCUUCCCAGCAGCCCACUACAACAGUCACAGACUCUUCUCAGCAUCCCACUGCAACAGUCACAAACUCUUCCCAGCAGCCCACUGCAACAGUCACAGACCCUUCCCAGCAUCCCACUGCAACAGUCACAAACUCUUCCCAGCAUCCUACUACAACAGUCACAGACUCUUCCCAGCAGCCAACUACAACAGUCACAAACUCUUCCCAGCAGCCCACUACAACAGUCACAGACUCUUCCCAGCAACCCACUGCAACAGUCACAGACCCUUCCCAGCAACCCACUGCAACAGUCACAGACCCUUCCCAGCAUCCCACUGCAACAGUCACAAACUCUUCCCAGCAGCCCACUACAACAGUCACAGACUCUUCCCAGCAGCCCACUGCAACAGUCACAGACCCUUCCCAGCAGCCCACUUUAACAGUCACAGACUCUUCCCAGCAUCCCACUGCAACAGAGACAGACCCUUCCCAGCAGCCCACUGCAACAGUCACAGACUCUUCCCAGGAUCCCACUGCAACAGAGACAGACCCUUCCGGGCAGCCCACUGCAACAGAGACAGACUCUUCCCAGCAGCCCACUGCAACAAUCACAGACUCUUGCCAGCAGCCAACAGCAACAGAGACAGACCCUUCCCAGCAGCUCACUGCAACAAUCACAGACUCUUCCCAGCAGCCCACUGCAACAGAGACAGACCCUUCCCAGCAGCCCACUGCAACAAUCACAGACUCUUCCCAGCAGCCCACUGCAACAAUCACAGACUCUUGCCAGCAGCCAACAGCAACAAUCACAGACUCUUCCCAGCAGCCCACUGCAACAAUCACAGACUCUUCCCAGCAGCCCACUGCAACAAUCACAGACUCUUGCCAGCAGCCAACAGCAACAAUCACAGACUCUUGCCAGCAGCCCACUGCAACAAUCACAGACUCUUCCCAGCAGCCCACUGCAACAAUCACAGACUCUUCCCAGCAGCCCACUGCAACAAUCACAGACUCUUGCCAGCAGCCAACAGCAACAAUCACAGACUCUUCCCAGGUGCCCACUGCAACAGAGACAGACUCUUCUCAGCAGCCCACUGCAACAAUUACAGACUCUUCCCAGCAGCCCACUGGAACAAUCACAGACUCUUCCCAGCAGCCCACUGCAACAGAGACAGACUCUUCUCAGCAGCCCACUGCAACAAUUACAGACUCUUCCCAGCAGCCCACUGCAACAAUCACAGACUCUUCCCAGCAGCCCACUGCAACAAUCACAGACUCUUCCCAGCAGCCCACUGCAACAAUCACAGACUCUUCCCAGCAGCCCACUGCAACAAUCACAGACUCUUCUCAGCAGCCCACUGCAACAAUCACAGACUCUUCCCAGCAGCCCACUGCAACAAUCACAGACUCUUCCCAGCAGCCCACUGCAACAAUCACAGACUCUUGCCAGCAGCCCACUGCAACAAUCACAGACUCUUCCCAGCAGCCCACUGCAACAAUCACAGACUCUUCCCAGCAGCCCACUGCAACAAUCACAGACUCUUCCCAGCAGCCCACUGCAACAAUCACAGACUCUUCCCAGGUGCCCACUGCAACAAUCACAGACUCUUGCCAGCAGCCCACUACAACAGAGACAGAUUCUUCCCAGAAGACCACCACAACAGCCACAGACUCUUUGCAUCAACCCCUUGCAAAAGAGAAUGAUUUGUCCAAGCAGCUCACUGUAACCGAAAGUGAAUCAUCUCAAAACUCCACUAAAAUGACGGUAGACACUUCUAAACAUCCUAUUGAAACAGAAAAUGAAUCCCUUCAAUACAUUACUGCAAAAGAGUCUUACUGUGUGAAUGAGAAAAAGAAAAAAGAUGAUAAUUUAUCCAAAGCCUUCAGCAAACCCAUUCCAGAUGCUAACAGUACUCAGGCAGACAAUAGCAUAUCUCAAAUUACAGUCAUUAUAGACUCAAGUUCCACAACUGAGCUUUCCCAAACUGAUACUGUUCCACCUUGUGAUAGCCAAGUGGAACUAAACCAAACACAAGCAUGGACCAAACCAUGUAUAACUCCUAUGGUAAAAGACACAGACAGUGAUGCUUUAACUAGUCUCAAUUCAGUGGAGGUGAGCUCAACUCAGCCUCAAGAUUCACCAGAGCUUUGCCUGUACUCAAAUGAGAUUAACUCAACUCAGAGAAUCACACAAUUAAAAUCUAGCAUAUCAUCAAACCCAAUGGAAUCUAGUUGUCUAAAUGACCAAAAACUAGAUGAGUGCCAAAAGAAUGAGACCAUUACAGAUCAAUCUCAGAGGCAUGACACUUCAGCUAUAGCUGAAGGGCCCAAGAUAACUCAGACAGAGGUUUCUACAACCCUAGACCCUAAACAAACAACAACAGAGGUGGAAAACUCUGUGACUAACUUUGCAGAGGUGUCAGAAAAAUCAGAUUUGACUGUACACAGUAAUUCAGAAAAUCAGUCUUCUGUUGCAAAGAAUCCAAAAUCAAUCAUGUCCGCCCAUCAGUUAUCUACUGCAAAUGUUAUCUCGUGCAGCAACCUUAGAGAUGACACUAAAGUUCUUUUGGAGCAAAUUUCAGCAAAGAACCAAAGGAGAUCAUCCCAGUCCAAGCAGACUCUUGCUGCACCCAAUGAAGCCAAAGAGGGCGAGGUUAGCUCUGCAGAUAAACUGUUCUCAAAUUAUCCGGGAAGGCACUGGUCCUCCAAGACUACACCAGAAGAACGGGACAUCUUAAUACAGAAGAUGGAGAAAAUGAGGAAAGAGAGGAAAGUCUACAGCCGUUUUGAGGCCUCAUAAUUUAAACCAUUGAAAGAGUGGCUCCAGUAAAGGAACAAUACGAGGGAUAGCGAUUUUGUUGUCUUACCUCAAAACUGUGAACUUGCACUGAUUAUACCAAAGAUUGCUGCCUAUAUUGAGAGGAUGGAAAUCCCUGCAAGACUUAACAGAUGAACUGCCUGACAAAAAAUAGGAACACAACCCUUACCAGCUGGAAUAAGCUUUCGAUAGAGCAGGUAUUGUGUGUGUCUAUAUAUAUAGCUGUGAAACGUAUUUCUGAAUCUUUUGUAAUUAUCGGAUUUCUGUAUCCAGAAAUUGUGAUCUAUAAGA
Molecule: messenger RNA, 10356 nt
Organism: Rhinichthys klamathensis goyatoka
Lineage: Eukaryota; Metazoa; Chordata; Actinopteri; Cypriniformes; Leuciscidae
Gene: sack1ha
Product: family with sequence similarity 83 member Ha
Exons: 6
Coding region: 94-10047 (3317 amino acids)
Biological process (GO): intermediate filament cytoskeleton organization; protein localization to cytoskeleton; positive regulation of cell migration
Cellular component (GO): keratin filament
Molecular function (GO): keratin filament binding
Source: RefSeq, a predicted model, not a curated record